Emiliania huxleyi CCMP1516 is the source of this 1173-nucleotide messenger RNA. RefSeq lists its product as hypothetical. Lineage: Eukaryota; Haptophyta; Isochrysidales; Noelaerhabdaceae. The record is from RefSeq and is a predicted model, not a curated record. The transcript is spliced from 4 exons. The coding region runs from base 1 to 1173 and encodes 390 amino acids.
AUGCUCGCCGUCCUCCUGCCGCUCUCCGCUCUCUCCGCCCUGCCCGCGCUGCUUCCGCUUUCCGCGCUCGCCCUGCCCACUCUGUCGACCGCUCGUGCUCCAAUCGGCGGAGAGACGCCGUUCGUCGGCGCCCGCGCCGGCGUCAUCGCCACGCUCUUCCCGGGCCUCGGCAAGCCUCUGCAGCGGCUGCUCGGCGGCGAGCAGGGCUUCACGGCCAAGCGUCGGGCGGUGCUGCGGUGGCGCAUCGCCGAGCGGCGGGCGGAGGUCGAGCGGUGCUCACGAGAGCUCGAGGCGCUCGCCGCGCGAGAGUACCGCGCUGGCCGCCCAGAGGCUCCGGCGGUGCGGGUCGCGCGGCAGGAGCGCGUCGCGCAGCUGCGCCGCGCCGCGGGGCAGGCGGAGGCGUCGAUCCUUCGGUACAAGGCGCGGCUCGGGGCGGAGGAGCGGCCCGGCUGGCUCGGCGUCGCUGCGCGCGCUGCGGAGACCUUCACCGCCAGCGAGGAGAGGAGCGCGCGCGUGCUCUGGACGCGGCUGCGGCAGGCGGACCCGUGGGACGCGCUUCGCCAGGACGCGGCCUCGCUGCUCCGGCUGGGCAGCAACGUGACGCUCGCGCGCGGCUAUCUGCAGCUCUCCUCCUCCUCCCGGCUCGUGCCUCACGCCGCUGCCAUCGUCGCGCGCGCCGCAAAGCUCGAGCGCAUCCUCGAGCUCGUCGAGCCGCACCUCGACGAGGUGCUGCAGCGGUUCGACCAGAUCGAGCCGCACCUGCCCUUCGUCCUCGACCACGUCGACGUGCUCGCGCCGCACGUGGGAGUGAUCCUCAAGCACUUCGACGCGCUGCUGCUCUACGUCGACCAGCCGAAGGACGACCUCGCCUCCCUCGUCCAGUACCUGCCGAUCUUCGCGCCGCUCUUCGACACGCUCGGGCCGAACAUCGCGCUCGCGCAGCCGCACAUCAAGGCGCUCGCGCCGCACCUCUCGACCAUCGCGCCGCACGCCGCACGCUUCGCGCCUUACUGCGCCGUCUCCGCCAACGCCGACGUGCUGCUCUGGUACUUUGGGUGGGUGUUGCGGCUGCCGCUGCUGCGCCACCUCCUCCUCUCGCUGCCGGCGAUGCCGCGCAUCGCUGCGUUCCUUGCGCGCCGCUUGCCUCGCCGGCCGUGUGUUCGGUCCGCGUAA